Messenger RNA from [Torrubiella] hemipterigena, 2193 nucleotides. The record is from the annotation of a GenBank genome assembly. Lineage: Eukaryota; Fungi; Ascomycota; Sordariomycetes; Hypocreales; Clavicipitaceae.
GCGACGUCAGUCACCAUUGACUCACUGGUCUUUCCGUUGCACAACACUGCAGCCUAACAAAUACCGACACAGCAAACCGGUGUCAUAUACUCUCAAAAAGACGGCGCAAAUUAUCACUACCGUUUCAGCACAUCUCCAAAUUGACAUCAACGCAGCGCUCGGAAUGGCCGAGUAACCAGCUUUAUGCGCUCGCGUCUUCAUAUCCUUCGCCACGUCAUGAAGAGGAAAUUUGGUUACUUUGCAAGAGAAAAGAGUACAUUUACCGCUAGAUACACCAUGAACACACAAAAUCCCACAAUCACCCUCGACAAGAAGGAGCAGCAGCUGCGCAGCCUGCUUCUCGAUGUCGCGGGAUCACUCAAUGCAUCAGGCAAGGUCACCGAACCUCUUGUCCUGCGCUGGGCGGGCGGCUGGGUCCGCGACAAGCUGCUUGGGCUCGACAGCCACGACAUUGACAUUGCCAUUAACGCCAUGACUGGAGAGCCCUUUGUCGAGUUCAUGUGUGAGUACUGCCAGCGGCCCGAGGUGAUCAAGGCUCACGACAUUGGCCCCGACGAUAUUGGCAAUUUGCACAAGAUCAAAAGCAACCCAGACAAGUCAAAGCAUCUCGCUACGGCUAUGAUUCCCAUCUUUGGUCUCGAGCUGGAUGUUGUCAACCUGCGCAAAGAAUCGUAUGCAGAAGACAGCCGCAACCCCCAGAUGGAGUUUGGCACCGCCGAGGAGGACGCGCUGCGUCGAGAUGCCACAAUCAACGCCAUGUUCUACAACCUCAACACCGACUCUGUUGAAGACUUUACCACUGGCUUUGCGGACCUCAAGGCCGGUAUCAUCCGUACUCCUCUAGAGCCACUGCAGACGUUCCGCGACGACCCCCUUCGCGUGCUGCGCCUGGUGCGCUUCGCGAGCCGCUAUGACUUUAGCAUUGCGCCCGAAACGGAGCGCUUCAUGGCCGAUCCUUCCGUACUAGAGGCUCUGCGAGUCAAGAUUAGCCGCGAACGCGUCGGCAUUGAACUAGAAAAGAUGACCAAGGACACCCACCCCAGGAUUGCGCUACAGAUCAUCAACAGGCUGAAUCUGUACCAUGCCAUUUUCACAGAUCCUGCCAAGUCAGACGAGACAAAGCCUGAUAUCUCGCGUUGGCCCGUCGCAUAUGACGGGCUCUGCGAGAUUCUCGCCAAUGAGUCUCCAGGCUCACUAGGAUCGGUCUUGGUCCGAGGCGAAGACGGCAAGUUCCUCGCCUGGAACCUGGCCGCAGUUGCUCCGUGGAUCAGUGUUGCCGAUCCUCCAGGAACCAAGAAGAAGGCCAAUGCUCUCCCUCCUGUUGGCGUGAUAGCCCGCGAAGGCUUCAAGGCAUCGAAUAAGCUCACUGACGUCAUGUCAGCGUGCCACAAACACAGGCUGGAAAUCGUGGAGCUCAAGACUGCUGUCUGCGAAAACGCACCCUACAUUCAGGAGCGGGACAGGUUCGGCAUGGCAAUCCGCCGAUGGAACCAUCAGGGCGGCUCGUGGAAGCUACAGGUUCUCGGCGCAAUGCUCGUAGAGGCCAUGGAGAAGCUGGAGUCGUGGCCUAGCUCGAUAUCCGAGGAAAAGGUGGACGAGGAGGCUGUCAAGAAGCGAGAUGCAUUUAUCAGAGAAUGGGAGCUCUUUGUCGAUCACCUGUCACAUCUCGAGGUUAUGGAAGCGCCGACUCUGAGACGUCUCAUUGACGGCCGUGAGCUCGCCAAGGCCCUGGGUGUGAAGCCUGGCAAAUGGACGGGCCAGGCUCUAGAUAUCUGUGUCGCGUGGCAGCUGAGAAAUCCUAAGGCGACGGAUCCUGCGCCCGCAAUUGAAGAGGUCAGGGCCAAGAUGGACGAGCUAGGCAUUGUUUAAUAGAUACAGGAUAGACAAAAGUUGAAAAAAGAACUACAUGCUUUAAUUGUCAUGUGUCCAUGUGAUAUGUGUCCAUCUGCUGCUACAUACAUUCAUACAUACCUAUCCAUAUAUAUACUAUAUAUGUAUAAGUUAGCUAUGUUCUAAUAUAGACAAUAGUAUAGUUUCUCAACAAGAUCAUCAGCAGCAGCAGAAGCAUCGUACCAGUCAUCAUCACGCGCCACAGUCGUUGUGCUUAUACGUUGGGCGGCCGCCAAUAAUUCCCUGCACUUUGAAUAAACCCACGUCAGCCGUGCUGCUCGCUGAUCGAUGCGGCUGGCGGCC